Molecule: messenger RNA, 1896 nt
Organism: Zophobas morio
Lineage: Eukaryota; Metazoa; Arthropoda; Insecta; Coleoptera; Tenebrionidae
Product: insulin-like growth factor-binding protein complex acid labile subunit
Exons: 1
Coding region: 1-1896 (631 amino acids)
Cellular component (GO): extracellular matrix
Molecular function (GO): protein binding
Source: RefSeq, a predicted model, not a curated record
AUGGCAAAAUUUUCCAUCAAGCUUUUACUGGCUAUGGUAUGUUUCGUCGACCACAACCGUGCAUGUGAAGAAAUUUUGGCUCAAGAAGUGCAACAUGUUUUUACCACUAACAACAGAUAUUACUUCAAACAACCUUAUGUACAACGGAAAACAACGAACUCGACGAUAAUUUGUUCUAAUGUGGCUUCAGCGGCUUCACUCGAUUACAAUGUUGAGGAGAAACCCUAUCCGCAGUAUUUGGAAGUCACAAACUCGACAAUAUCACUUUUGCCAUCACUGACGUUUGAAAAAUUUCCGUCAGUCACAAAGCUGUUUUUGAAGAAUCUCCACAUCAAAAAUAUUUUGCCGGGGGCUUUCACUGGACCGAGAAAUCUCCAAGAGUUGUACUUGGAUCACAAUAAAAUGACGGAGUUGGCAAGUGGAAUCUACAAUUCUCUCCACCAACUGAAGAUUCUGAGUUUGACCCAUAACAAAAUUCAGAAAAUUGAAAAGUUUUCUUUGAUGGGACUGGCUAAACUCGAGGAGUUGCAUUUAAAGAAUAACAGUCUUUCCGUCGUGGGCAAAGAUCUCUUAGCCAUGUUAGGAAUGUUGAAAUAUUUGGACUUAUCUGAGAAUCCGUUGGUCAGUAUUUACCCUGUAAGCCCCAAAAAUCUACACGUGUUGAAAUUGUCGAAAACAUCGCUGAGCAAAUUGAGUGGAAAUUGGUCAAGUUUAAAAAUUGACAGGUUGGAUUUGAGUUUUAGCGACUUUGUUGAAGCAGAUUUUACUAAUUUUCCUGUAACAGAAAAUCUGGAUCUAAGCCACAACGAAAUCGUGUCGGUGUCUCACUGCGAGUUAUUAAAAGCAAGAAAUGUGAAACUUAGCAACAAUUAUAUUCGAGAGGUUAGUGGAACAUUCGUAGGGCUGUCGGUUCUCAAUCUGAGUAACAACAAUUUGAGAAACCUGACCAACUUUUCCUUCAAUAAUACGGGAAAACUUCAAGCAGUGGACUUUAGUUACAAUAAAAUAUCCACAAUCAGGAAGAAUGUUUUCCGUAAAUUGGACACUUUACAGCAGUUGCAUUUGCAACACAAUGAGAUUGUCAAAAUUAAUACCAUUUUGUUGCAAGAUUUGACGAACUUGAAGGUGUUGAAUUUGUCCCACAAUAAAAUCCAGGACUUGCAAUUCGGUACGUUUGAUAGGUUGAGCAACCUACAAAUUUUGGACAUUUCGUACAACGAGCUAACUGAUUUGCACCAAUACACUUUUACCGCAUUAUCCAACCUUCAGUUCUUACAUUUUGAGAACAAUAAAAUUUCGUCGCUAAACGAAGUUGAUUUAAAACAUCACUUACCCAGGUUACAGGUUGUUGAUUUAGAUAAAAAUCUCUGGCAGUGUAAGGAUCUCGUCCAGAUUUACAGUGUCUUGCAAGCCAUGAAAGUUAUGAUUGUGCCUGGAUUCACUUUUGAUGUUGAAAAUUUCCGAGGAAUUUCUUGCCAAAACGACAAUGAAGUCACAGGAACUGAAUAUGACGUAGAAGCAACCUCGGGUGAAACGAUGGUUAAAAAUCUGCAGCAAUCCUUGGAUGAAGCCAUAAAAAACUCUACAUUGGUUAGAUUUUUCAACGAAGAUUUUGGAAAUUCGAGCUUUUUUAAAUUUUUGAACAAUUACGAGGCGUCGUUGGAGAAACGCGAAGUUUUGGAUGAGAAAUACAUGGAAAAAUUAACAUCGUCGGUGGUUCAAGAGGUACCCGAAAAUUACAGGGAUAAAAUUUUUGUGGCUGUUGUUGUUGUACAAGUUAUAGUUUUAGCGUUGUUGUUACUCGUCGUCUGCUUAAUUUUAAAAUAUCUGAAACGAAGGAAAGUGGUGAAUGAGAGAAAAAGUAUUUCCGAGUUUUCCGAGUUGCAAUUCUUUUAG